AUGGUUCCAGGUGCGGCUCCUACCAGCUUCAGCAUCAGUCCGGAGCAGAGCACACUUGUCACAACCUCGUCUUCCUCAAAUGAGACGGCGAUUUCAGCCAUCAGCGGAAUUCCAACCUCUUCAACAAGCUCGUUGUCCGUUAACGUGACAUCUACCACCAGCAAUAUCGCACCUACAUCAACCAACUCUCUUGCCAGCAAUAUAACAAUCGCGUCGGCUGAGAGCACUUCUAUUACAAAUGGAAUAAUCGCAUCAGGGACUUCCAAUACCUCAUCAAUGUCUACCACAACACUUCUGUCCACUGCAACGAUUUGGUCCUUCCCUCCAUUCAAUUUCUCUUGUUCCUCUAUAUCUGGCUCAAGUUGCGGCCCACACAACGGCACGAUCCCGGCAUGGGCGACAGGGCGGCCUACUGAUGGUCCAUUGUCGACCAACAUCUCCUCGCCAGCUUGGGGAUACACCCCACCGGUUGAAACGGACACCUCGCCAGAAGGCGGUGGCACUGUGAUCACUAUCACGAUAGAGGCCACUCCGGCGCCAAUUACACCUUCUCCAAUAACUCUACCACCAGAGGAGAUCACAAUGACAGCAACUGUCCCAGAAUGGCGUAAUCAUACCUCAUCUAUGACCUCUGGCCAAGGCACGACACCGCUGAGUGGCACAGGCUCUGAGACCGGUUCAGUAUGGACAGCAGAGUCUUCAGCUAUCACCAUGACCAUUGUGAUAGGCGACAACAUGACAAGCAUUGUUUCGACCAGUCAACCACUGGCUCCAACGCCAUCAUCUUCCAAUUCAUCUAUCAUUUCAGCUAUAUCGAAUUCAUUAUCCACAAUUAACUCGGAAACCCAAGGAGCCUCCGUUACAGCGUCAGAGUCAUUUACACCCUCACUCACGACGUCGUUAGCUGGUAAUGAAACCUGGACGUCAAUCUCUCCCAUUCCGCCAGUCUCUUCAUUUCCUAUUAAUGCAACUGCAUCCAGCACAGCAAUGGCGCCUAGCAAUUCAAAUACAACAGGAUUAUUCAAUGCGACCGCCACUACAACGACAGCUGUUAGCGGCAGCUCGGGUCUUCCACCAGCGAGUAUAACCUCGUCUCCGCACUGGACCAAUGCCACAAAAAGAACACCAUGUGCCUGGACACCUUCGUACAUAUGGGAGAACUGGAACUAUACCGGGCCCUCAGCCUCAACCUGGAAUGGCAAUUUCAACACAGCGAACAGUACCUCCACGUCGACGGGCAGCCUGGGGAGUGUGUCUCAACCAACAGCGCUCAGCUCUCCUAAUGCUACCAUUGAAACGUCACCUACUUCCUCGACAGAAACAUCGCCUGCAGUAGAUAGUUCCACAAUUACCUCUCUUGCUUCUCCCUCAGCCAUGAUGUCUACAGCCAUUUCUCCAUCACCCAACCAGCAGACCAAUGGCACGGCAACCCCGACAACAGGCGAUUGGUUCGCAAUAAGCACCCUCGGCGACGGGAGCGUUUUGACGACAUUCGUCACGCAUUUUGGUCCCGCGGCGCUAUCUGCCUCUGAGUCUGGCUACGACAAUGCCGCGACGAGCCCUUCGUCGUCGUCGGUGGGACAUCGUGUUGUCAUUCCCCCGAAGAGGAUGGCUGCCUGGGCGAAGAUGGAGGAGGAGAAUUGA
Fonsecaea multimorphosa CBS 102226 is the source of this 1644-nucleotide messenger RNA. RefSeq lists its product as uncharacterized. The record is from RefSeq and is a predicted model, not a curated record. The transcript has a single exon. NCBI's taxonomy places the organism in Eukaryota, Fungi, Ascomycota, Eurotiomycetes, Chaetothyriales, Herpotrichiellaceae. Bases 1 to 1644 code for a protein of 547 amino acids.